Molecule: messenger RNA, 3357 nt
Organism: Monopterus albus (swamp eel)
Lineage: Eukaryota; Metazoa; Chordata; Actinopteri; Synbranchiformes; Synbranchidae
Gene: pacsin3
Product: protein kinase C and casein kinase substrate in neurons 3
Exons: 11
Coding region: 641-1969 (442 amino acids)
Biological process (GO): cytoskeleton organization; plasma membrane tubulation; regulation of endocytosis
Cellular component (GO): plasma membrane; cytoplasm; endosome
Molecular function (GO): phospholipid binding; protein binding
Source: RefSeq, a predicted model, not a curated record
GUAAGGCAGCACAGCGGCGCAGCAGACAGUGAAGGGUUAAAGCUUCUAAUAGGAUUGAAUGGAUAUUGUGGUGAGCGGCAUCUGAUUACAGACACGACAGUAGGCAUUGAGGAGAAGGAAAGUUGCUGUCUGCUCACUGAAACUGAGUUUCAGCGCCCCUUCAUUGUUAAUACUGCAUUUCACUCAAGGAAAAGUGUUUUCACCAAGAAGCGCAGGAAAACCGGCUGAAGCCACGGUCUUCUGGUGACGUUAGGGGAGAGGUCAGGGCUUGAGGUCGGCUCUUCUCAUCGUAUAAAUGGCCGAGAGGGGUCGGCGGGGGCUUGCGGAGUAAACUUUCAAAAUGUCGCAGUUCGUGGAGGCUUAAAACUGGACUACAACCGCUGUAUUGUUAUUUUUUAACGAAGUUACAGAUCUGAAAACCAGUUUCACGGGAGGAGAGCGGCUGCAGCUCCAAGACAAGUUUGCUUUUGGUUUGUGCCUCCGGGUCGGAGCAAAACAGGGAUCUUCCUCUCUCCGUAUGCACCUUUUUGUCUCUCAGGGCUGCAGAGUCAGGGGCUGUUUGGACAUCCCAUUUCUGUUUUGUCUCUGCUAAGUCUUUUUUGUAGCCGCCAUCAUUCGGUGCUGUAAGGCCAGUCCCAUAAUGUCUUCCAAUGGAGACAUCAGUGACCUGGGGAGCUCAGACAGCUUCUGGGAGCCGGGGAACUACAAAAGGACAGUGAAGCGGAUUGAUGAUGGCCACCGGCUGUGUAAUGAGCUGGUCAGCUGCUUCCAGGAGAGGGCCAAGAUAGAAAAGAGCUAUGCUCUGCAGCUGAGUGACUGGGCCAAGAGGUGGAGGGGCGUUGUGGAGAGAGGGCCUCAAUAUGGCACGCUGGAGAAGGCGUGGCAUGCCUUCAUGCAGGCAGCUGAUCGACUCAGUGAGCUGCAUCUUGAGCUGCGGGAGCGGCUGGCAGGCAAAGACAGCGAGAAGGUGCGCAACUGGCAGAAGGAUGCCUUCCACAAGCAGAUGAUGGGAGGCUUCAGGGAGACCAAGAAUGCGGAAGACGGUUUCCGCAAAGCCCAGAAAACCUGGGUCCGCAAACUGAAAGAGGUGGAGUCCAGUAAGAAGAGCUACCAUCAAACCAGGAAGGAGGAGUGGACGGCUAUUACCAGGGAAACACACGCCAAAGCUGACCCAUCCAAGUCUCAGGAGGAAGUCCGCAAAUACACGAGCCGGGUGGAGCGCUGCAACCAGGAGGCUGAGAAAGCAAAGGAGCGCUACAAAAAGGCCCUGGAGGAGCUGAAUCACUGUAACCCUCGCUACAUGGAGGACAUGGAGCAAGUGUUUGAUCUCACCCAGGAAGCUGAGGGCAAGAGGUUGCGCUUCUUUAAAGACGUCCUGAUGGACAUCCACACGGACCUUGACCUGUCCGCUAAAGGACGGUUCAGAGACCUGUAUCAAGACCUGGGCCAAACCAUCCAAACAGCCAGUGAUACUGAAGAUCUUAGAUGGUGGAGGAACACCCACGGACCAGGCAUGAGCAUGAACUGGCCACAGUUUGAGGAGUGGUCUCCAGAGGCAAAUCGCACCAUCAGCAGCAAGGAACGAGGUGGACACUCUGAGGAGAACGUGGUCACCCUCACCAACAUUGUCUCCUCGGGUGGAGACGAUGUCCCACCAAGUCCCAUCACCGUGGACACUGGCAGGGUGAAAGAUUAUUCUUCAGACUGGUCAGAUGAGGAAAGCCCUAAGAAAGUGCUGGCAGUGAACGGUGUAGGGGAGGCGGAGGACAAUGAGGAGCAGGUAGAGGCGGGGCGAGUCCAAGCACUCUAUGAUUACGUGGGCCAGGAGGCCGAUGAGCUCAGCUUUAAAGCAGGCGACCAGCUGCUGAAGCUGGGAGAGGAGGAUGAGCAGGGCUGGUGUAAAGGACAGCUGAGCAGCGGCCAGGUUGGCCUCUACCCUGCCAACUACGUCCAGGUCAUCGGUUCUUGAUGGCCUGCCAUCUUUGAUCAUCCAGCCAAUGGUACGACCACACUUGAUGCCAGGAUCUAUCAAAAGCUUUUACUGCUGCUAUGUUGACAUGCCGACUGAGGAAGCAGGUAGUUUUUCGUUACUGACUGUAAAACUCAUGAGUUUUGUUUUGUUUUUUUUCCUGUUUGAGCUACGUUUUUGAAAGUCAGUGCAAAAUUCCAUUUGUUAUGAAAGGCUGUUUACUCAGCCUGAGAUCAACAACGUUGUUUGAAAGAAGCUUGACAGAAAGAGAACUUUCAGGAGGCCUGCCAACAUGAACAGACAGCAGACUGUAGAAGAACAUGGACAGACGUUCUGCAACAUCACCCAUCGAUUUCUUCCAGGAGUUUGGUUUUCUGCUUGCUGCCAAUCAUUUUUGAUUCCUAGAGUCAGAAAAUCCUCAUUAUAAUCAAAGGAAACAAAGCUCCAGUGGAGCUGAGGUGGGAUGAGCAGCAAGGAGCAACCACCAUGGCUGGCUGGUCAUCUGAAGCAUCUGUCAGUCAAACAUACCCCAUAGAAUACUUCUUUUUACAGAAAUAGUUUGAUAUUUUGGGAAAUCCACACACAUUUUAUAUAUAAAUAUAUAUCUCGAGAGAGGGAGAGAGGGAGGGAGAGGGAGAGAGAGAGAUGCAUGAGAAGAUUGAUACCACUCUCGUAUCUCACAGGGUUAAAGAAAACAGCCAGUUAUCUUAGCUUAGACUGGGGGAACAUCCUGGCGUAGGUAACAUCAUCUGCCUAUUUGAAUCUAGUUUGGUUCAUCUGUACAAAAACCCUGCUGUCUGAGGAAUUACAGCUGUCUGCUGGGUAAUGACCUGCUGAUCCCAAUGGAAACUAAUAGAUCAUGUGGACUUUAAAUUUUUUUAACUUGGAUUGUGCAGGCAGUAUUUGAUUUACCCCCCCCCCCACCCCAGCGACUGUUGCUACUUGUUUUUGAAAGAUUUUUAGACUAGCAUUUUUACUUUAUGACUUAGCAAUUUCAGCUUUAAUUUAGUAAUCUUCAUUUGAACUAGACUGACUAAAGCAGGGAUAGUUUGACUGUUAGAUUUGGUUAAUCUACAGUAAAUGUUGGAAGAUGGUUUAUUAUUUCCUUGUUUUGCUGUGCUAGGAUCAUAUAGCGCAUGCAACUCAAACAUCUAAAAUAAGUGAUAUAUUUUGUCUGGUUUGGGGUUUUCAUGUUUAUUUGUAGCUUGUAUGUGAGCAAGAAUCCUCUGCUUUGCUGCUCUGAAUGUUGGUUAUGAUCAAUCCAAGUAGAUAGCAAAUAAUAAGCGAUAAUAGGGAAAUUAAAGCUGUUGCACUGCUCCUUUGAGCCUUGGAACAUGUACAGUACAUAAAGUGGGAAGCAGUAAUAAACAAGCCUUCUACAGUUGGAA